AUGCCCCGCCUGCCCCUCGCCCCCCUCGGCCCCCUCGGCCCCCUCGGCCCCCUCGCCCCCCUCGGCCCCCUCGCCCCCCUCGGCCCCCUCCGCCCCCUCCGCCGCCCCAUCACCGUCCACGCACCACCAGACUAUUCAGGACAGGCCAUCAUCACCCAGCCCCCCUCGGACUCGUCAGACCACCCACACUACCAAGACACCCCAGGCCUCGUCGCUUCCACCUCUCUCCCAGCACCCCCGCAAAGCCCCAGAUUCACCCCCCGCCAUCUGCAGCACCCCUUUGACACCCAUGCGUUUGUGAGCUACCUCGAGAAGAAUGGGCUCGAUAGACCGACAGCGAGGGAUUUGAUGGAGAGUGUGAAGGACAUGAUUAUCAAGAGGGGUAAGCAGACGAGGGGGAUGAUGGUCGGGAAGGAGGAGCAGGAGAAUGCUGCAUACCUCUUUAACGCUGCAUUGUCAGAACUACGGACGGAGCUCAGCGUCCAGACGCGAAAUGAUGGACUGGCAUUGAAAGCUGUUGCUGCAACCAUCCGGCGUGACGUGGAGGGCUUGGAGCAAAAGAUCAAGGAGGAUAUCCAGACGCUGAAACACGAUAUUGAGAUGGAUAUGAACAACCGGAAAGCAGAGACCAGGACAGAGAUGAAGGGGUUUGACAUCUAUAUCGAGGAAAUCAACAACAAGUUUACCAUUUCAUUGGGAGACUUGCGCACAGAGAUCGAAAGUGUCAAAUGGGAUGCCACUAGGCGAGCUAUCUCGGUCAUCAUCCUCAUCGUAGUUGCCACUAUCGGCUCCGUCACCUACUUUACCGUUGAACCUCCCCCCGCCAAAGCCAAGCUCGCCGCGCCUGCAAAGCCUGCGCCUGUCGUGAAGGAUAUGGGUGUUGGCACGUACGAAGAGUUUAUCGAUGAUGUUCCGACGUAUACGGAGGAAAGGCUGGAUAAGCUGUUACAGGAGCAGGGGCUGGAAGUGGACAAGCUGAACAAGGAGAAGAAGGAGAAGAAGGAAGCGAAGAAGAGGAGUAAGGAGGGGGUGUAUGUGGAUAGAAUAUAG
Messenger RNA from Cryptococcus wingfieldii CBS 7118, 1050 nucleotides. RefSeq names its product mitochondrial protein. Gene Ontology annotation, cellular component: mitochondrion. The record is from RefSeq and is a predicted model, not a curated record. The transcript is spliced from 5 exons. Bases 1 to 1050 code for a protein of 349 amino acids. NCBI's taxonomy places the organism in Eukaryota, Fungi, Basidiomycota, Tremellomycetes, Tremellales, Cryptococcaceae.